AGCAGUUUCCGAGUGACGACCGACAACGGCGCGUUGCGGUAUGACCCGGAACAUCUUCACUCCCUCCAUGUCCUUGCAUUGACAUCUCAUCUCUAUCAUCUUUCUUGUGGCCGUAGCCCCACAAGCCUUUCUAACCAUGUCAACUGACCACAGCAUCCCUUCUUCCACCCUUGACGCAAUUCACGUCAAAGACAUCCGCGUACCCGUCUACAUCAGAUCAGGAUCCGCAAAUGAGCAAGCUCCAGCAGAGGGGACUGCUCUCGUCACCAUCACGCUUUUCCACGACGUCUCAAUAGCAGCAGCUACCGAUGAACUCUCCUACUCGAUCAACUACGCCGAGAUCUACGAGAGAGUACGUGCAAACUGCUCCGGAAAGCACUACGCAAACCUAGGCGAACUGGUCGCGCAGGCUCAUGCGCAGGUCGCAGACUCUCUGGUUCAGCCUACCCACGUCAAAAUCAGAGCAAAGCAAACGAAGAUAUCUGAGGCAUCCUCUUUUACGUUCGAGCUGGAACGGGACUCAUCGACGACCUUGACGGCCAAACAUACGUUCAGGUUGGAAGGCAUUACCUGCUCUACGAUCAUAGGGGUAAACGAGAGCGAGCGUCACACGAAUCAACCAGUGACGUUCGACAUCACAGUACGACGUCGACUGGCUGAAUCCCCAAUCGACUUUAUAGACUUGAGCGUAUUGACUCGUACCAUCAAAGAGCAUGCUCGUGGGACGUCGUUCUUGACGCUGGAAGCACUGGCAUCGUCAGUCGCUUCACGCGCUUUACAAACCCUUCAUGCCGACGACGAGAUCACCGUCAAGGCAUCAAAACCAGAAGCACUCAGCGAAGCUGAAGCACCUCAAGUCGAGAUUUCACGCCGUCACCAAGAUUUCCCAGCCAUGUUCCCUCGGGGUCCUGAACCCACACCUGGGUUCGGCAAAAUGACUACCCUUCUAGCAUCCGUGUCCCCUAUAUCGAGCGCGAAGAAGAAGCUAGCCACCUCUGGGAUCGCGCUAGGCUCAAAUAUAGGCGACCGGUUCGCGAACAUCGAGACCGCGCUUCGGCUGCUCGAACGCCCGGCAUCAUUGCUCGACGAUCUGAAAUUAGAAGGAGAAGGAGAAGCCGAAGUCGCCAUCGUGAACACGAGCUUUAUGUAUGAAACGAUGCCGAUGUAUGUCACUGAUCAACCUCGCUUCGCCAACUGUGCUUGCGUGGUCGAGACCAACCUCCCACCGACAGAGCUUCUCAGGCUUCUCAAGAAGAUAGAGGUUACCGUGGGCCGUGUCCCCUCCAUCCGCAACGGACCGCGAGCAGUGGAUCUUGAUGUUAUACUGUACAACUCGGAUAUCAUCGAUACGCGGCCAUCAGACGCGAGACGCAAUCUGGACAACCUCGAAGGACACCUCGUCGUCCCGCACCCACGGAUUGCCGAGCGAUGCUUCGUUCUCCAGCCCCUGGCCGAUAUGAUUCCCGACUUCGUGCACCCGGUGCUUCGCAAGCCUAUCGGAACGUUGUUACGAACUCUCGAGUCGGCCCACCCCGAGGAUGUCUCCGCAAUGAUCAAGGUCAUGCCCUUCCCGCAAUACCCACUCGCGGAAAACGGGUCCCCGUUGAAUAGGGACUUGCCAGUUAUCCCACCCACGGCGAGAUACUGGACCUUCGGACACCCUUCCAGCAGGACGUACGUCAUGGCCACGCUGAACGCUACCCCCGACUCCUUCUCCGAUGGAUCGGUGAACAAUACGCUUGAUGCGGCCAUGGCAUACGCCACGAAGGCGAUUGCCUCGGGGGCGGAUAUUAUCGACAUUGGAGGGUACUCCACGCGGCCUGAUGCAGCGUUUGUCUCGGACGAGGAGGAGAUCAACCGUGUCGUGCCCAUCGUCAAGGCCAUUCGUGCUCAGAAAGACACGCCAGACGUAGCCAAUGCUCUCAUCAGCAUUGAUACCUUCCGCUACACCGUCGCUGAGGCUGCCGUGCUCGCUGGCGUUAACUGUAUCAAUGAUGUGUACGCCUUUGGUGGUCCAGAUUACCCCUUGAACCAGGCUUCUGUACGACACUUUGCUCAGUUUCGUCGGGUAUCUCGUGAUCUUGGUGUUCCAGUCAUUCUUAUGCACUCACGGGGCGAUGCCGGUUCCAACAAAGACUACAGCACCUUCUCUGAAGGUGUUCUGGAGGGUGUUCGGCGCGAGCUAGGCGAUAGGGUAGACGCCGCUGUGACAGGGCGAGGAGGCAUCCGCCGCUGGCUCAUAAUGCUCGACCCUGGCAUCGGGUUCAGCAAGACUAUCGAGGGAAAUUUAGCUCUGCUUAGGCAUGCUUCAUCUCUCACUUCGUCUGUGGAAGGCAGCACCCUAUUGGGCUAUCCCCAACUAAUAGGCACGUCGAAGAAGUCAUUCCUAGGCAAGAUCUUGGAGCGCAAGGACGAUGAUGGCCCAUACGCUGGGCGGGUGACGGAGGCCAGAGAGCGAGGGUGGGCUACUGCUGCUGCAGUGACGUGUGCCGUACAGCAAGGUGCUGCUGCCAUACGUGUACACGACGUGCAGGAGAUGAAGGAUGUCGUCGUAGUCGCAUCUGCAAUAUGGAGCUAAGUGCGCCGUAUGGGC
Molecule: messenger RNA, 2593 nt
Organism: Coniophora puteana RWD-64-598 SS2
Lineage: Eukaryota; Fungi; Basidiomycota; Agaricomycetes; Boletales; Coniophoraceae
Product: Dihydropteroate synthase
Exons: 5
Coding region: 137-2578 (813 amino acids)
Biological process (GO): tetrahydrofolate biosynthetic process
Cellular component (GO): mitochondrial envelope
Molecular function (GO): dihydroneopterin aldolase activity; dihydropteroate synthase activity; 2-amino-4-hydroxy-6-hydroxymethyldihydropteridine diphosphokinase activity
Source: RefSeq, a predicted model, not a curated record